CUCUCUCUUUUUUUCCUCUCUCCCUCUCUGCUUGUCUGGUGUGAUUGGUCAGUUUUCUGUCACUGUAACUGCUACUGUGGGUGGAGACACUCCCAGCCUGCUUUUUAAUACCAGCAAAGCCUGCUCAUAAUCACACCAACGCCUCUCUGACAUCUUUUGUAACGCCCGCACCGACUUUGGAUCUUUUAACGUUCGACCAUGUGUAAAGGACUCGCAACUCUUCCUGCAACAUGCUUGAAAAGGUAAGAAAGUUUGACACUGUUGUUACACUCCUGAUAAAAUAAACUUUGGAAAAAUCUGAAGCUCUGUUGAACUUUGAGUUGAAAUCAAACACUUGCUAUUUCAACCCUGUGAGAUCACUUGAGAACAACAGUAACUAAAGAAAAACGGAGAGAGCCGCUAAUCUCUUGCUUACACAAAGCAGAUUGUCUUACAAGUGUGUCUUUGUGCUGAUAUUUGUACUCCAAACAAACUGCAAUCUUCACUCACAGUCUUUUUUUCUGCCUCUCCAACAGUGCCAAAGACAUCAAGCACAAAAUCAGCUUCUUGCUCCAGAAGCCUGAACCCCAAACAGCGGACCAGAAACAGACGAAAGAGAUAACUGCGAAAAGGUCAGAGGGAUUCAUGUAAUCUUGAGCCUGUGGAUGUUGUAAGAUGCCUGAUUUUAUCCCUCAAAUCCCACAAUGAGAGAGAUGAAACACUAAACUCGCUCACUCAUCUUGCGUUGAAUAUAACAAAUGAACUGCACUUCAAUCUGUGAUUUUUCAAAGUAAAAUGAUGGAAGUUGUGCAAAGAGCACUUCAGUUGAAUUAUGCUCAUCUGUCAAGAAAUGAAAUGUGAAGCUCUGCCUGUGGAUAAUGUGUCCAUUCAUUCAGUGGUUAGAUUUAACAAGUGUGGUUUGAGACUGAUGAAUGAUGUCCCCCUCCUCUGAGACGAACAUUUGGCCAAGAGUUGUUCGGAAACUUGAUUAAUUCGUGCCUCAGAAUCAUUGAGCAAUGGCCGUUUAGUAGAAAACUGUAAAAAGAAACCAAAAAGCAGAAUCACUAGGAAACCAUCAUCAAAACUGUUAUCCUCCGCUCUAAUAACAUGUUUUGGACUUUGCCUGUGGCAGUGAAUUUGUGCAGGUGCUGUUUCAAACAGUGUAUUUGUUGUGUGAUGGAUGCAGGAGCGGCUCUAGCUUAGGCUGUCAUGUUGUCAGGUUUAGACGCAGCUACAGGUGGGUGGGGUUGCCAACACCUUAGGGAUCAGGACAUGAAAAGGUUGAGGACUAGUGAUGUAUACUUACCAGAAAAUACAAUGUGUGUGAAUCUUCAGACUGAAUGUACUUAAAAUCAUUGGACUUUUUUUGCAUGUGAAGUAUCUCAGAUUUAUUCAGGGCUUCAAUGUUGAAUAAAUGAGACGGUUUAAAGCUCCUGUAAGGACAGUCUGUCUUGUGUCUUGCUGAUUCUGGUGUCAGAUAUAAAAAAAAACAGUCACUGUUGUUGUUAACGGUACAUUUGUGCUUCUUCAUUGCACAAAGACUCAUCAGUAUUAAUUUCGAUUCAUUUUACAACCAGCUCAAAUCUCCUCCCAGGAGCUUUGAGUCACUGGAAAACAGAAUUGGAUCAUUUUCGGCAUGUUUUUUUAAUACUUCGGUUCAGGAGUGUUGCUUUCCUCUGAGGGCGGCAGGUGUUGCUUUGCGUCACCGUGGAGAAAGUGACUACUUCCUGAUGAUGAAUGCUUUUACUCUUUUACUUUGCGUGCACUCUCUGCAGUUUGAACUGCUGGUACUCACCCAUGUCCCCCUCUCUCCCCUCGGUGACGUGUCCUCUGUUUAUAUUCUGAACAGGUUAGCAUUGACCACUCUCACCCUGACCUUUCCCUUUCAGCAACAUGUGAUCCUCUCACUGACAGCUUUCCCAUACUCACUUUCAGCAGCUUCUGUUCACGCUGCAGAGCCCCAGAGACGCGCUGAUGGCUAUAAAUAUCGAUUAUUCUUUUUAAAUCGCACGUGCAGCCAUUAAUUGUUGUCAUUAAUGCUGUUUUUCCUCAGCUGCUAAUGGAGGCUUUAUUAUACUGUAAAUGUCAGAUGACGUGUCCCGCGCACGUGUGAUUAGAUUUGUCUCCAUUAAUGAUAAGUGAAUAGGCGCAGCUGGGUUCUACAUUUAGCAGUGCACAUUUAUUGAGAAAGAAAGGAUAUGAGGGGAGGAUGACAGGAAGCUUUUUUCUUUAAAUCUGUUCAACCUCAUUUACAAACUCUUUCAAUCUUCAUUUCAGGGUUCCUUCUGCAGCUGAAGUGGAGAAAUGGAGGGAGUCUUUCAGCCACGUGAUGAGCAGUGGAAGUAAGUGUCACUCUAAUGUUCCCACUUAGAAAAAUAUUAACCUUUAAGAUUUAACCCAAAUAAGGCCAGUGAGCCCGCUUCUACGAUCCAUAUUAAACCCAGAGGAUUCAGUCAGAAUGCGGAUGUUUGCCUCAUCCUUUUCCCGACAGAAUCUCUCUUGUGAUUAAAAAAAACAGCACUUAAUGAAAUUAUCCUCAUGUGACCCGCUGUUGUUGUAAUCUUGGGAAUAGAAUGGGAAAAGGGCCCUGACCUUCACAUUCCUUGACAGCGUUUGACGGGAACGUUUUGUCAAUUUCAAAAGUUUUGCUUUUCUUCUGUCCUCUUUGCAAAUUAUAUAACCAAUAAAACAGAUGUGCCAGUAAAGCCACAUCAAUCGGCUCGAAUCCCUUGAUAAAUCAAUUUCGUGGUCUAGACGUUAAAAGGAAGUUGAGGAUGUUGUUUUGGGAGAAGAAAUGCGUAUUAUAAGCAAACACAACGUAGACUUGAAGAAGAACCCCCCACAGUUGACCAAUAAAACUUGGAGGAACAACUUCCAAUAAAGUAUAUUCAUUUGCAUCAAGUUAGUCACAUGACGAGAAUUACUCAGAAGUAAAUACAGGGAAAAAAAUCAACAUUUUGUGAGAGAGGAAAUCGAUCAGAACUUCCAGAGUAAUGUUUCUCAGUGAUUUGUUUAUCAGAAGUACAUGAUACUCAAGAUUUAGAGGAUGUGGAGAAAUCUCUGUAAAGACGAAAAACUGGUACUCAAGGACCAUGAAAUAAUCUUGACUUUCUGGAGACUCUGCAUCAAAAAUAGACAUGUCUCUAUAGUGGAAAUCACUGCAUGAGCUCAAAACCACAUCCAAAAACUGUAUCUACAAAUGCAGGUUAAAACUUUACCAUGCAAAAAGGAAACCUAUCUUAAUAUGAUCCAGACAGGAUACAAUAUGAGACGCUAUUGAUAUUUGAUAUCGGUCCGAUAUCAUCCAAAAUACGAAUAUCGGAUUAUAUCGACCUGCAUCUAAAAUCUCAGAUAUUAACACUCCGAUACAAGCAGUCCAUUCCAGACUCCACUCUGGCACCUGUAGCUAGCAGGCAGAGCCCACGUGAUCACAACAACAGUGAGUACUAAGGUACAAACAUAGUAGCAAGCAGUAGGAGUGAUGUCGGCUUUGUGGAAGUAUUUUCCGAUAAAGUCAGAAAAAGAGGUUGCAGCUGAGUGCGAAACUUGUCAUGCACAAGUUUGUGCCAAUAUCGGAUCAAUAUCGGUAUUCGCCGAUAUUGAAGGCUACAAUAUCUGUAUCGUAUAGGAAGUAAAAAAGCUGUAUCAGGACACCCCUAAGUAAACCAAUGCAAAGUGAGAAAAUGACUCAUGAUCUGACAAAUCAAAAUAUAACCUUUUUGGAAAUCAUUGACACUUUAUUCUCGGCUUAAAAGACGCAGCUUGUUGUCGGUGCACACUUGAAAAACAGUGCAGGGGAAGGCAGCAUUAAUGUGAGUAACAUAGACAGGUUUUGGAGCCACAUACAGAAAAAUAUGCCUGAAUACAUUUUGCACUCAGCAGAAGAAUUAGGGUGCCAGCAGUCCUAACUUGUCACCACUAGAAUACCUUUUUGCCCAUCAUGACACAAACAUACAACAGAUAAGUAGCUGAUAUACUAUAUGAGGAAAGAAUGAGGCAAGAUUUCAAUCUCAAAAAGUCCAGAAACUGAUCUCCUUGGUUCUGGUUUCCAUUUUACAAUGGAAACAAAGUUUUUGCCAAACAAGUAGCUUGACAUCAUAUCUAAUGAGGGACUAUGAUGCAGGAAAAUGUCAGUAACUUGUUUAUCUUUCACAGCGAGGAGAUUGGCCCCGAUUUUUUUCCAAAUUAAAGGCUCCCUGGAGAGAUUUCUGUGGUUAUGAAACAGGCUGAAACUGAUAAUAAGGCAUUAGUAUGACCUACAAAAAGUAAACCAGACCAUCAGGAGGAGGACUGGGUUGGUUAAUAUGGAAAUUUUGAAAGGCUUUAACUGCUGCUACCAGAUCAGCGUCACUCAUGAUGCUCAACAGCGGCUGAAACAGACUUUUGUCAUUUAUUAGGGGGAAAAGAGAGGGGGAAUGACAUGGACCAAACUGUGUUAGCAGUGGAAAUAGAGCCCAUGAUUAUCGGUCAUUUUGGUGAACAAUGAACUGAACAGCUCAAUUUGAAAAUUUGUGAAUGGAGAGGCCAAAGUUUAUGGUAAAAUCUUUGAAAUAAAUAAGGUGUCACUCCACCUUUACCUUGGCUUUCUUCAGUUUGACUGAAGGCACUGUUUUCUCUCUCUAGUUCCCAUAAAUAUUGCAAUAAUAUCUUUUUGAAUUCCUGUGACAAAGAUGUAAAAUCUGAUGUUAUGGCAGCACCAAAUUGAAAAAAAUGAUUAAUAUAAUUUGCCUAAAUGUUAAGUUUGGUGUCAGCCUGCAGGACGUUUAGAAAUGCAGGGUGAGCGUUGGUUAGAAAUUAGAUGACCGCAAAAGCUUCUGGUUAGUGCACCUCAUCAGGUACCAAAGUGUUUCUCAGGGCGCAGUCUUGGCACCGUCUUUAGCCAAUAGGAAAAGGAGGAUGAUAAGUCAUACCAUAAUGAGCUCAAGUGCUCAAUGGAAACAGGGCUCUAUAUACAAACCCACAGGCACUCUGCUGCAUUCUCAGGGUCUGCUCCUCUGCUACGUGUCUCAAGGCACUACUCAUCGGCCCCUUAGGGCGCACUGACCAGUGCAGCAUGUGCAUGUGUGUGUGCGUCUUUGUGUGUGUGUGUGCAUAUAUAAGCCCUCUGAGAGUUACACUGUGUGAGUGAGGGACACGAAAGGAGAGCAACGGCCUUGAGGGAAGCAGCUGAGUUCUGACCCGCUCCGUUCCAUGACCUCCUCCUCUGAACUCUAACUCCUGUCAUGUCCUCCUCCUCCGGCUUUUCCCGACUUCGUCUGUCAGCUCCCAUCAGUCUGAUCCUCUUUUUUGUGUUUAUCUUGGUCUCCUCCAUUUGUCUUCUGCUUAAGUUAAUCACUUUGAUAAAAUUAUAUAAGUCCCUCAAAGGCUCAGAUCCGACAUUCAUUAACUUCUGCGGUUAUUGGAAAACACUUAUCUUCUGUAUCAGGAAGACAGGAUGUAUUUUUUUUCCCUGCUGCAUCUUUUUUCAUUUUCCGUAAAACAUAAUAAAUCUGUAUAAUUACACUACUUUUUGCUUCCUGGCUCUACUCCACAUGUGCUUAUUUUCUCCUGGGAAAAUGCACAAGUUGAAAGACAGCUAUUAAUCCGACGCUUUCCCAACGUGCACUGUAUAUAAAAAUGUUUUUCUUGUUUGUCCCUGUCCUCUUAGGUGGACGCACAGUCUUCACCAGCUUCCUGCAGUCAGAGUUCAGUAAGGAGAACAUGGACUUCUGGGUCGCCUGUGAGGACUACAAGAAAACUGACCCUUCAAAGCUCGCAACCAGAGCCAAGCAGAUCUAUCAGCAGUUUGUUGAAGCUGAUGCUCCAAAUGAGGUAGUUACUUUAAUCAGAAACAUGUGGUAACACUGACGAUGAUGUGUUUUAGUGUCAUUACGAAACAGGGAUGAAGAGACAAAAGAGAGGGAAAAGAUGAGCUAAACCACAAGCGGCAGUAGUCCUUCAAAUUCUGACAUCAUAAAAAGGCGACGCUGUGCAAGUUAUUAAUGCAGCUGCACGCUGACAACUCCUUGAGUGUUUUUUCUUGAUUGUCAUGUUGGUGUGAGAAUGCAUAUUCACGUUCAGUCUCAUUGCUGAUUAAAGUCAAGUGCGCUGUGGUUUUAUGGUGAUCAUCCUGGGAAAUCUGAUGCUGAGUGUGAGCACUGCCACCCGACUGACCCAGUUUAAUCCUUUAAGAAAUAAAUAAAUACAAGUGGAGAUACAAAUAAAGAUGUUAAAGCUCCUAUAAGGAGUUUUUUGAUGUUUAUGAAAUUGACUGAAAUUCAUAUUGGGACCUUUUUAUGAUCUGACCAUCAGUGAAAAGAUUUAAGGUGGAGAUGUGCUCAAUUUCAAUGCUUGAGACCAGUAAGAGAGGGUAGAAACAGCCCCCUCUUAUUAUUUACAUUAAAUUAAACAAGACUGUAAGAAGCUUGUAAGAUGACAUUGUUUCUCGCCCACAGGGGGCGCCAUAAUAACACGGAAUCAUUUUGGUUUUUCUGACAUGUUUUAAUUGAAAAGAUUGAAAAAUAAAAUCUUAUAUACUUUUAUUGGUUUCUCUGAGGGCGUUUCUGUUCCUUUCUGCGAUAUUUCAUCAGAGACAAUUUUGGAUCAGUAAUGCCAGCUAAGAGGCAGACAUCACUCUUGACUGACAUUGCUAGUGAUAGGCAUCACUAGUCAACCACUGAUCAAUGUAUAAGUGGAUUUUCUUUUUACAAAUAACAGGAAAAAAGUCACACAUCAACAAUUUGCACUUGAGCAAAUACUCUGAAACAUAUUCUGAGGUUAAACUUUUGCUUAAUUUCAAAAUGACCACUUAAAGCUCCUGUGAGGAACUUUUGGUUUGUGUCAGUUUUGGCGCCCCCCUGUGGACCAAGCAGUCUUUGCUCAUUUUGUGUCGUCAGACUACAAAAAUCCCAUCCUACUGACUUUUGACAGCCAAAUAUGUCUUUUCUUUAAUAUUUAACACUGAAAAGAUAAAAACGUGACUUUUUCUUGAUGGCUAUACAUUUUUGACCAAUCAGAAAUAGUACUGUUUGUUUUCUGAGACUGAGUGCAGCCUCUGUUAAGACUUGCUAAACUGUUCCAGUAGACUGUUGAAAUAUGAGGUUGUGUUCAGUAUUUUAAUCCUUCAUUUCUGUCCUCUGUAAUUUCAGGUAAACUUGGACGCAGCCACCAGAGAAGAAACCCGGCAGAACGUAGAGAACGCCUGCCCGUCUUGUUUUAAUGAAGCGCAGAAGAUGAUCUACACUCUGAUGGCAAAAGACUCGUACAGACGCUUCCUCAACUCCAAACUGAUCAAAGAUCUGUGUCUGACACAGAGAAGUGCUGCUGAGGAGAAGAAGGAGAAGAAAAACUGUGUGAACAGGCAGGAGUCAACAGGCGGAGCGUAAACAGGAAGUCGACAGACACGACCCGAGGAUGGUUCCAAAGAUGACGAUGUUUGAGAGAGUUAACGCUGGUAAACCUCGUGUUUGUACCUGGUGUUAAAACAAGGAGACCAAAAAGAGAUAAAUGUGAAACAUGAUGAAGACUUUCUGUUUUUGAUACUCUUGAUGUGCCAUGAAGUCAAAAUGUUUAAUACUUAUUUAAGUGUUUCUAUGUUGUGUCCGGUGAUGUGUGUAUAAAAACACAUUCCUUAUAAGCUAUCUAGUAUUUCUUUAAUGAUAGAGGUUUGUUGUGACUCUAUCACAGAAAAAUAUUUGAGUCUGCGUCACGAAGCCCAGAUUAAGCUGCUACUGUUGUCAAACACAAACAGCCCACAGAGUCACAGCAGGGUCAUAUUUGUGCUCUCAACAGAGACCAACCACAAGCUCCACCCACUCCUCCAAACAAGCCUGCUGGGAGUGCGAACCUGUGGAGAGCUUAAACUAAAUAAGAGCGCAUAAGUGCCCUACAUAUAAAAAGUUUAAGCAUAUAUACAUGUCCUAUUAUAGUCUAUGAUGCAAAGUACAACUUACUCUACUUUUGCAGCUGUCCUUGUUGCUCUGUAAUUAUCCAUUACAGUAAAAAUAAUUAACUGAUCUUAACUUGAUCAUUCUGACUCAAAAUAAACAAAAAUAUCACUAAAGAGAUUCACCAAAAUGAUAAAGCAAAGAAUAUUUACUCAUUUUGGUGACAUGUGGUAUACAGAAGUUUAUAUAGUUCUAGACGACAUUAAAGCUCAAACAGCUUUACAGCUCAACAGCUCAAAUUCCUCUUCUUGUGAGUAUUUGGCGUGGAAAUUUUACAAAAUGACUUUUUUUUUUGUGGUUUUUACUAUUUGGUCGGACAACUACCCGGUGACAACGGGUAGAAGAAUUCAAAAUACUCAUAUUAGAAAUGAUCAGUGUUGCUACUGAUGUCCUUGUUUAGUUUCACACUCUGAUAAAAAACACUCAUGGGAGCUUUAAACUGCACAAUUCAACUACUCUUCACUGAGUUUUUGCUGUGUUUACAUCGAGCCUUGCAGUAUUUUCUCUCAUUAGCUUAAACUCGCUAAUAUGCAAUCUCAGUUUUUUUAUUUCCUUCUUUUCUUUCAUUGAAGACAGCUGCUGGGCUAUGUUUAUGAUCACACUGUCAUGACACUGUACAUCUUAAAAAACUGGCCUUGUUCAGACCACAUCUCCAAGGAGAGUUGAAAUCAAUGUCUUUUUGAAAUUUCAUGCAAGCUUUGACACUGCGUUAUUGAUUUUUCUUACAUAGCAUCAGGGUUAAAGGUCAAAUUGUGACUCAUCGGAUCAAAACCUGUCUGUGCAGAGAACUACAGAGUAUGUGGACGUUUCUUCAUUCAGUACCUUCUGGUGGUCUUGCAUGUGAAAAUGUUUCAUUGAAAUGUAAACUGUGAUAACUCGUGAUCAAGCUGUAUGAAGAUAUUUAUCAAAUGAUGUUAGUGUCAUAUUUCUACGUGACUAUUCACAAAUAAAGUGAUGUUUGUAAUGGUCUGAAA
This is a messenger RNA of Xyrichtys novacula (pearly razorfish), 8878 nucleotides long. NCBI's taxonomy places the organism in Eukaryota, Metazoa, Chordata, Actinopteri, Labriformes, Labridae. The record is from the annotation of a GenBank genome assembly.